CUCGCCGACACCGGGAGCCUCCUGAGUGCGAGGUCGGCCCGGGCAGCAACUCCGACGGACGAGCGCGAACCGGGCCGCCCGUUGGGGCCGCGCCGCACCUGCACCCGCCCCACGGCAUGGUUGGCGGCCUGCGGGGCGAGCGUGGCGAACAGCGGGACUGGGAGUGGGCUGCCUGUGCCAGGCUCGGACGGGGAUGCUCUCUGCGGCCAUGGAGCUGAAAGUGUGGGUAGACGGCAUCCAGCGCGUGGUCUGUGGGGUCUCGGAGCAGACCACCUGUCAGGAAGUAGUCAUCGCACUAGCCCAAGCUAUAGGCCAGACGGGCCGCUUUGUGCUUGUGCAGCGUCUCAGGGACAAGGAACGGCAGCUGCUGCCCCAGGAGUGUCCAGUGGGUGCCCAGGCUACCUGUGGACAGUUUGCCAGUGAUGUCCAGUUUGUCCUGAGGCGGACAGGGCCCAGCCUCGCUGGGAGGCCCUCCUCGGACAGCUGCCCACCCCCCGAGCGCUGCUCGAUCCGCGCCAGCCUGCCACCGAAGCCGCGACCAGCACUGGGCCGUGAGCCCCACAGAACAGUGACUUUCAGCCUGGAGUGCCACAGGCUGGCCUCCAGCCCUGCACUGCCUGAGCCUGUAGUCCCCGUGGCACCUGUGCCAGGCCCCUGGGAGGACCUGCAGGGCCUGGCGCAGAGGGUGCAGAGGAACGCAGAGGAGCUGGGUCAGGAGGCCUUCUGGGAGCAGGAGCUGCGGCGGGAGCAGGCGCGGGAGCGCGAGGGGCAGGCGCGGCUGCAGGCGCUGAGUGCGGCCACCGCCGAGCAUGCCGCCCGGCUGCAGGCCCUGGACGCCCAGGCCCGCGUCCUGGAGGCCAAGCUCCACCUGGCCGCAGAGGCCCCUGGGCCUCCCUCGCCCACAGCGUCUGCUGCGGAGCGCCUGCGCCAGGACCUGGCCGCCCAGGAGCGGCAGAGCGCGGAGGUGCAGGGCAGCCUGGCCCUGGUGAGCCGGGCUCUGGAGGCUGCGGAGCAUGCCCUGCAGGCCCAGGCCCAGGAGCUAGAGGAGCUGAACCGGGAGCUCCGCCAGUGUAACCUGCAGCAGUUCAUCCAGCAGACGGGGGCUGCCCUGCCGCCCGCCCCGCGGCCAGACCGGGCUCCCCCUGCCACACAGGAUCUCAUGCCUCCAGCCAGAGAAAAGCCCCUCCCGGGAGGCCCCCGGAGUCCCGCCCUCGUGUCUAGUCUGAGCCCAGAGGGUAUGUCUCUGCCUGACUCUGGGAGGGACGAGGUCACCCUGUGGCCCCUCAGCCCCCUCAGCCUGCGUCCUCUCCACAGUUGCCCCCAUGAGACAGAACUCUUGGAGGUAGCAGCUCCCGCCCAGAGUGAACGUCCACGGCCAGCCCAGCCCUGGGCUCUGAUGACAUGAGCGAGGGCAGCUGAAGCCAGCCCGGCCUGGACAGCAGCAGUCACAGUCUUAGAGGACUCCCUCCCCCGUGCAGUUGGAAGCCCUUGUGCCCUGGGCCCAGGACAGAACACCUCGGAGCCAUGGGGUUUCUGCUAUGGGGGGCGGGGAGCCCGAAGAUGCUCGCCCUGCUCCUUGCCAAGUCUGCCCAGCCGCCUGGAGAAGCUGGGGACACGGCCAGCUCAGAACUCAUUAGGCCCCAAACGCCAUGGCCCCUUUUCCGGGACGGGAGAUAGUGGAUACCGUUCAGUCUGGGUAUGUACUUGCCCGUGGGAGGCACCCUCCACUACAUACGUGUGCGUACAUGCGCGUGCCCACGCUGUCCCCCCCACUGCGACACUAACGCCUCAAUAAACUGCCUCAAGUGGC
Messenger RNA from Pteropus alecto (black flying fox), 1810 nucleotides. It is a transcript of the gene RASSF7, whose product is annotated as Ras association domain family member 7. NCBI's taxonomy places the organism in Eukaryota, Metazoa, Chordata, Mammalia, Chiroptera, Pteropodidae. The transcript is spliced from 5 exons. The coding region runs from base 194 to 1405 and encodes 403 amino acids. The record is from RefSeq and is a predicted model, not a curated record. Gene Ontology annotation, biological process: signal transduction.